Molecule: messenger RNA, 4107 nt
Organism: Liolophura sinensis
Lineage: Eukaryota; Metazoa; Mollusca; Polyplacophora; Chitonida; Chitonidae
Product: retinoic acid receptor gamma-like
Biological process (GO): cellular response to corticotropin-releasing hormone stimulus; retinoic acid receptor signaling pathway; regulation of transcription by RNA polymerase II
Cellular component (GO): nucleus; transcription regulator complex
Molecular function (GO): RNA polymerase II cis-regulatory region sequence-specific DNA binding; zinc ion binding; nuclear glucocorticoid receptor binding
Source: RefSeq, a predicted model, not a curated record
ACGAAAAUGGUUGACGAAGUUUAGCCGAAACCUAGUGAGAAUUGUUGUUCCCCCGGGCCUGUCUGUCAAUGCCAUUACGAUUUUGUGUCUGCAAGCCUCUGUACAGUUUUUUCCCCGCUGAAACAGCAAGAUUUGUUUGGUAAAACACUGAUGCUAGCAGUUUUGGUUUUUUGAAUAACCAGCCAGAAGUUUUCACUGGGAGCACACUUCAGGUAACCAAAAGCUUGUGAAGGAUGGACAGACAGAUUGGAUUGUCGUUACCGUGACAACAGAGUAAAAUUCCACUAAAAAUAGCCAUGGUGCCAUUGUAUUGAAAAAGGUAUACCUCUUCCCCAGCUUGAUUGAUGGAAUCUCAGGUGUUUUUCCGUGAUCCAGAUGUCAGAACUCUCCUGAUCGUGACAAGGAGUUACUCCCCUUUGCAACACUGAGUCGCAAGUCUGUGUUUACCAUAAAGGUAUUGUUGGUGUGAGUGCGAAGUCACCUCGAUAAAGUUGUUCUAAUGAAGCCUAUAAUCAUGAAUCCACCCACUGGAACUGAGCCUCACAAUGGGGAGUCCAAGGUGAAACCCAAAGAGGACACCUCCAAAGACAUGGAGAUGCCACCAGUCAGUGACUCAUACGGUAUGGGUCAGACAACAUUUACAAACCCUGAGGCAUAUGACAACUAUGUCUACCGCAUGACGUGCCUCGCCCAGCAAGGUGACCCCCAGCGGCACCUGUACGAGCAGGGAAUGUACCGAGUGGACUUGCAAAGUCCCACCACGCUGUCAGAACCUAACCAGUCUCCGUCCCCACCCCCGCCACCACGUGUGUAUAAACCCUGCGUCGUCUGUAACGAUAAGUCCUCGGGGUUCCACUACGGGGUCAGUUCCUGUGAAGGCUGCAAGGGUUUUUUCAGAAGAAGCGUUCAGAAAAAUAUGCAAUACACAUGUCACAAAGACAGAAACUGUCCAAUCAAUAAGGUGACGCGGAACCGAUGUCAGUUUUGUCGACUUCAAAAGUGUUUCGCCACAGGCAUGUCCAAAGAAGCUGUGAGGAACGACCGCAAUAAGAAGAAGAAAGCCAAACAGCCAAUGGACUCUGGUUCCACAUCGUCAUCAUCUUCCCAGCAUUCGGAGGACCUGACGGACAACGACACGCACAUAAUCCAGGACAUUCUGGAGGCACACCAGGCGACCUUCCCUCGGGGUGACCUGACGGACGAGGAACAAGAGGAGGAUCGCAAAAUGGUGGAAUCCUUAAAAAAGCCAGACGGCCCGAGUUCGAUGUUGUGGGAGAGGGUCACCGAGCUGUCGUCCAAAGGAAUAAUCAAAAUAGUGGAAUUUUCCAAGAAGAUUCCAGGUUUUAUGUCCUUAACAACAUCUGAUCAGAUCACGUUGUUAAAAGCGGCCUGCUUAGAAAUUAUGAUAUUACGGUUGUGUUUGCGAUACACGUUGGAAAAAGACGUCAUGAUGUUUUCCAAUGGGUUAGAGUUGACGCGGAACGAGCUACAAGCUGGAGGAUUUGGAUCUUUAACAGACACGAUUUUCAACUUUGCAGCUUCGUUGAAAAGAAUGGACGUCGAUGAAUCAGAGUUCUCAAUUCUAUCAGCAAUAUGUUUAGUAAGCGGAGAUCGCUCUGGUUUGGAAGACCCCGAGAGGAUAGAGCAGAUGCAAGAGCCAAUCCUGGAGGCCCUCAAGCACUAUAUCAGGUCACGCAGACCCACCCAGCCACACAUCUUUGCCAAACUGCUCAUGAAGUUGACUGACCUGAGAAGCUUGAGUGUUAAAGGUGCUGAAAAGGUGCUUCAUCUGCGAUUAGAAAUGCCAGGAGACUUACCUCCCUUGAUUGUUGAAAUGUUGGACCGUGAGGAGAACGUUUGCAUUCCAUAGUGAUGGCAGAGGUUUUAGCCCGACACUACAGGGAGACAAAGAGAAAAUGGAGGCUGGGUGGAUGAAGUGGUGGAAUGUGCUGGUGAUAUUCCUGGAAAGACAAACUGACAAAAUAUGUGAUCCAAUUUUUGAGGCGGCUGAAAACAGUGGUGAUAUGGUAGAAUUUUUGUAGAAACCGGUUAAAUAUGAAGAGACUUGACAAAGCUGGAAUGUCCUACAAGGCUGGAUAUAUUCAUGAUUUGAAAGCACGGCAUAUUAAUUUUUUUUCUAACUUCGCUGGAAAAAACUAAUGUUUCAAUGGCUGCUGUGCAUUUGCGUAUUUGUUUGAUUUUUGCUAUUGUUGCUAAUUCUGCAAAUAAUAAUUGUAUGAAUUCACUUGGCAAGGUAGUAGCUGUUAGAUGAAUUUAAAUUUUGUACAUAAACAUCAGCUUCAUUUAUUUUAUUUCAUAAAUCCCACUUCUGAUAUCAAUGUCCAUUUUACUGUGUUUGUGCUCUGGUAUUUUUUGUGUUAUCUUUUUCCCUUCUGUUCUGAUUUACCCACUUUAGCUGAAAUCUUUUAACAACAGCUUGAUUUUAUUCUAACUUGUCGUCCCCUAAAAUCAGGUUCUAGGUAGAGACUUCUUGUCUGUUCAGAUUUUCUGUGACUUUUGCUGAGGUGAGCUUAAAGCGUAUUGUACUUUUUUGGGGCAGUGAUGCAACAAUGAUACAAAAUUAGUCCAUGCAUGGAUAGGAGGUGUGUCUAAGUACAUGACAGUAUGGCUGAACAUGAAGUUUUAUUAUCACUGACUUCAGGCUGUUCCAUAAGAUAUAUACCGAAUUCCAGUUCCACAAAAAAAGUUUUUCUCAAGUCAAAAUAUGUAAUUUCAGUAUGAUGCAACAUAUAUUAUUUUUGAAAGAUCAAAUUGUGGUAAAUUAAUUGUGAACAUGACUCAUUUUAGGUGACUCAACAGUUCAAACUGCUGUUAUCCAAUAGGAAACAUUUCUGUUGCCUUCAAAAUUUUUUACUCCAGCGAAAACAACAUGGCUUUGUUGGAUUAUUCUUCUCAGUCUAUAAAACAUUUUUUUCACAAAUGCAAUUGUAAGAAAUGACCCAUUUACUGAUGAUAGGAAAGGUCAUCUCCAGUAGUCGGAGAAAUUCUGCAUCAUUUUUUCAAGAAACGAGACGAAAUCUUAUUCAUUUAUUUGAAGUAAACGAAAAUAGAAAAUUUGUGGUUGCAAAAUGACCAAAUUUUGUGUUUCGACACACGCACUAUGUUUUUACUUUCUGGUAAGUUUGAAAAAUAAAGACAAUGUACUUCAAAAUUGUUUUCAGCAUAGUGGUCUUAAAUGACUUGAUUAAAGAAGUUGUGUGUUUUUGGAACAAUUUUUGGUGGAAUAAAACACUGAAAACAUUGGAAUUUUGGCCAUUGCUUACAAGUGUAGUGAAUCAAAACGGCCGACAUCUAAAUGUGGCACUGUGGAUAGUGACACGUCUUCAUGCUAGGCUGUAGACUGUUGUUCCAAUGGAACUGUUAUAUAGACCCACUGCUGUCCAAAAAGUAAAAUAUUCUCAGGUAAAUAUUAAUGAUGCAAAAAUAUCAUUGAAUAACAAAACAUUGUUUUCCUUGUGGGAAAAAUGGAAAAUUGUGCAUAUCAAGUUCAGUCUUCACAACACAUCAUAUUUGCCUUUGUUUUUUUCUUUACGUGUUAAUUUUUUUGUCGUAAAUAAAUAAAUCACACGAUAGCCUCUUCAUUUUUUUCAUGCAGAUGUGUGUAAUUAAGACGUGUUACCAUGGUAAUGGGAGACCUGUUCUCUGUAAUGCUCUCAGGGGAAGAUUUACUGUAACUUUGAGAAAUGUUCUAUGGAGAUACAAUGUUCUGUUCCAGGAAAUGUUCUCAUGUGAGGAAAAUGUUCUCAGUGCUGAGAAAGAAAUAUUCUCCUUUGUGGCAAGAUGUUUUCCGCUUGUGAGGAAAUAUUGCUCUGUAUAUGGAGAAGAUGGUGUAUGUUUUUGUUUUUUUUAUUUGGGAAAGCAAUCCGGCUGUUGUUGUUGAUGAUGAUUGUGUUAAUUUCAUAGCCCAGGAAACAUUUUAGAACUGAAGACUACAGAAUGUCCUUCCCGUUGUUGUUCCCUUAUAUCUGUAUAUAGACCAUACAUGAACCUGUAUACUUUAUGUUAUAUUGCAAAUAUUCAUAGCGGUAGACAGUUUGACCAAAUUCUGUAAAUUAUCCGGUGCCUUCCCUUGUUCAUAUAGCAGUU